UUAGUUUGAAGUUUGGAUUCCAAAAAUAGGAUUACCUUCUAUUAAUGUUUAUUUCUAUCAAUGUAUAUAUUAAUCUCGAUUUAACGUACUUUCUUAAUUCUUACUAGAAAAAGAUAAAGAAUAAAUUAAACCAAAAUUACAGUUAAUUGAUCUACAUUGAGAGAAAUGGGCAUUAAUUUCUUCCGCUUUCGUCUUUCUCCCUUUGAAAUCGCGCGCCUUGACGUUUCAACAAUCGCAAUAUCGAAGAGCGAUUCGAUAUUGCGAUUCUCGAAGCGGAACUAGAGUUGUGACCGUGUGACGGUUGCUCGCGGGAUGCGUCGCGACCGGAGUAUUAUUUCAUGUUCGAAUCACUCCGCUUUUUCUUUCCGAUCAUUGUUUUCCGAGAUUGAAUUUUGCACGCGAAGUGUUGUCGUAAGUGUUCGCUGAAGUGAAGUAAUGUGAGUAACCACAUGCUUAUUAACGUGAUCGGCGAUUUACUUUCGUGCGGUCCCGGCGUCAAGCAGAAUUUUUUUCGCACUUGGUUUCCAGUUUCAUCAAGAGAUAGCUGACCUGAGCUGACCGACGCACGAUCGUCGUUAGGUACGUCAAACAUUUAUAAGUGAUUAUGCCAGCACUUCUAUUUUUUCGCUAUGGAGAUAUUAUUAUAUGAGAAAACGACGAGAAAGAGUGCCGUGUGAGCGGGGGAUGGCGUGAAAUGGAAGACAUACAUACUGUUUGUUCUGUGUAGCUGCACUGCUGUAGUGGUGAUAUUAAAUUAUGCAAUUAAUCUUAACAUUCUGACAUUAUUUCUUUUAUAUUUUUCUCUCGAUCUCCGGAGAAAUGAUAUAUUUUUCGCUCCAUGAUAUAUCAUAGAGAAAUCUCAUAUUUUCUUAUUUCUCACGAGUACACGUAACGUCGUCGAGAUGGCGGUAGCGUUCUGAAAACGGGCAAUUUUAUUUAUCGGUUACGAUGUGUAUGGGUGUUUACAUAUUUUUCCCAGUCACGCGUUGCAAUUUUAGGUUAGGAUAGGUUAAGAUCGUCACUCGCACCGAGCUGAUGUUCACGGUUGGCGCCGAGAGUCCACGUCAAAUUUCAGUUUAAAUCAAUUGGGGUAAUUCGUCCAAUAUAUUCCGCUAUACCAAAUAAUAAUUAAUGUUAUCGAAUCAAUGUAACCUUUUACGUGGCAUGAAAGAUUCUUUUAUUAAAUCACCUGUAUCAGAGAAGUCUCGUCGUAACAUAACCAGAAAAGAUAAGGAAACUGGUUUGUUAAUUUGACAGACAAGGGAAACGAUGAAAAAAAAUUUACGAAGUAAACAUAAUCCGCCGAUAAUCGAACUGUCAGACUCCGACGAUGACGGUGAUUACAAAACAUCUAAAAAAUCCGACGAUGACUAUGCGGCAAAACGAAACAGAAAGAAAAAUACAGCAGAUAAAGAAGAGCCAGCGAAGAAGCGAGCGAGGAGAAAUACCCAGAGAAAGACUGUCAUGUCCGUCAAGAGAGAAAAUCGAGAGGAGAGUUCGGAGGUGUUUGACAACAAAAAACGAAUAAAGCUGGAAGAAGGAUCAUCGUGCACUAACUCUGUGGAUGUAAAAGCGUCGCACAAACAAGACUGGAAGGGUUUGAUUGAAACUCAGGUGAAGGAAGACGUGAAGCUCGAAGAGAAAUUCAACUCCAGUCUCUGGAAUGGACCUGUGGAAUGGACCGACGUCGAUUAUGUAAGCGAGGACAACAACGUGGACCCAUGCAUCGCGGCGAACGUGGUGAAACUUUUCAAGGAAGACAACACCAUACCGUUUAUCGCGCGGUACAGAAAGAACAUGACUGGGUCCAUGGAGGUGGAGAAGCUGCGAGCGCUCCUGAACAGUUUCGAGCAGGCUAAGCUCAUCAAGAAGCGCGCUGCGACCAUUAUCAAGAACAUUGACAAGCUGGGUAAGUGGUCGCCGGAGAUUCAUUCCGCCGUCACGGGUGCGAAGUCUCUCGACGAUCUCGAGUACAUUUAUUCCUUCUACAAACCCACGGCGGGGUCAAAACGUACCCUGGCGGAGAAGGCACGAGAACUAGGUCUGGGAGACGUCAGCGCUGCUAUUUUACGCGGUCAGGAUAUACCGCCGUUGAUAUCAUUGGUCGACGAGCACAGGGAGGGCUUACGGAACGAGCAGGAAGUGAGAAGCGGCAUCAUGCACAUAAUAGCGGACAUUAUCAGCAAGGACAAGCAGGUUUUCGACAAGGUGAAAUCCUUCCAGAAACUGUUUGCUGUCGAUGUGCAGACGACGCAAUGCAAGACGUCGGAGAAAGAUUCUAAGAACAACGCGAACGAGCAGAAGUACAAAGUGUACUUCGACUUCAAGUCGAGCGUGAACACGAUCAAACCGCAUCAAAUACUGGCUAUCAAUCGGGCCGAGUCGCAGAAGAUUAUUAGCGUGAAGAUCGUCGUGUCUGACGUGUUCGAGCGCACGUUCAAGGCGUACUGCUUCUCGCGAUACAUGCGAGAAGGUAACCAAUAUACGAAAAGGGCGCCAUACUGGGACUUGUUCAACGACAGUAUCGAUUACGCGUACAAGAAGCAGAUCAAGCCGCAACUGGUGCGUCGCGUGAGGAGCGAGAUGAAAGAAAAAGCGGAGCAGGCAUCCAUCGAGGUGUUCGCGACAAACGUCAAGCAGCUGCUGCUCACACCUCCCGUCCGUGGUAAAACUGUCCUCGGUGUGGACCCGGGCUACCAUCAUGGAUGCAAACUCGCUGUAGUGUCGGAACAGGGCGACCUCCUUGAGACCGCCGUGAUUUAUCCCCACACCAAGAACCAAAAUCUGUCGUCGUUCACAAACGCGGCCAACACGCUGGCGAGAUUGGUGAACAAGUACGGAUGCACGAUAAUAGCUUUGGGCAACGCCACCGCGUGCAGAGAGACUGAGCUGUUUCUAACGAAAGUAAUAGAGUCGAGAAUGUUUGGUACGCUGAACACGAUGUACACCAUUGUCGACGAGUGCGGCGCCUCGAUAUACAGCUGCAGUCCUCAAGCAAAAUCGGAAUUCCCGGAUCUCGAUCCAAACCUGGUGUCAGCUAUCUCGAUAGCGAGACGCCUGCAGGACCCGCUGGCGGAAUUGGUUAAGAUAGAGCCGAAACAUUUAGGAGUCGGCAUGUAUCAGCACGAUCUUCCGGAGACGAAACUGUCGAAGACGUUGUCCGAAGUUGUCACGGAGGUUGUGAGUUUUGUAGGAGUUGAUAUUAAUACGGCUUCCCAUUAUCUCCUACAGCGAGUAGCUGGCCUCACACUUUCUAGGUCUAAGAGCAUCAUAGAGUGGCGGACCAAAAAUGGACCGUACAGGAACAGGGAGCAGUUGCUGAAGGUGAAGGGUAUCGGCAACAAAACGUUCGAGCAGUGUGUAGGGUUUAUAAGGAUUCUGCCGGAGACAGCGACGACUGGCGAGACCUCGUCGGAACGGAGCAAGAAUAGGUCGGAGAACGAUUUCAAUCCCUUAGAUCAGACGUGGAUCCAUCCGGAGUCAUACGCGAUAGCGGACAAAUUUAUAAAAUACUGCCAGUGUAAUCUGGACGAUAUUGGCAUUCCGGCGUUUAUCGAGAGGAUAAAUUUUCACGCGAGAACCGAAUACGGGAAGCUGGCUGCGCAGUAUGGUACCGACGAGAUUACGAUGGAGACAAUAGUUAAAGCUCUGACCAUGCGAAAAGACGAGGACAUACGAUCGAAAUUGAGCCAACCGCUGUUCCGCAACAGCGUGCGGCGUAUCGAGGAUUUGACCGUCGGCACUGUAUUGACCGGCGUCGUGCGAAACGUCACGUAUUUUGGAUCGUUUGUGGACGUGGGUGUUGGUAAGGGAGGACUGAUACCCGUCUCCCGUAUGAAAAAGGAUCUGCAUAUAGGACAGCGAGUGGAAGUAAAGGUAAUAAACAUUGAGCUGGCACGCGAAAGGAUUAGUCUUGAGUUAAUAAGUUAAAAGGAUUAGUCUUGAGUUAAUAAGUUAAUGUUCAAUCGAAUCGAUUGCUGUUUUUGGCUGUUAUGAUAAAAUUAGCGUUAGGUUGGUGCAUCACUAAGAAGCAUUUUGUUUUACUUAUAUACACUCGUCUAAUUUAUCUUAGAACUAAAAGGGAAAAUAACAAGAUCGACCAUUCUUGCAUCAACGUAUCAGUUGACAGAUAUAAUGGUCGGCAAUUCUGUGAGAUUUGUGUUAUUUUAAAAGUGAAGUAUUGAUGUUGCCUUGACAAUAAGUAUAUUUUUUUGGUAUUCGAAAUUAAAUAUUUGUACAGGAAAUUUAUAAUUUAUAUAGUAUUAUAAUGAGCAACAGUAAUAAAUAGAUCUUGACCAAAGGAAAGAUAUAUAUUUCAAUGACAAGACAAGUGCCUAAUAUAAUUUAUAAAUGAAUAAAAACCAGGAAGGAAGGUUUCAAUACAGCAUCAGAUAAUUUUCAUCUACCUCUUUAUCAGUUAUCUCAUCAAUGGAUUCCAAUUUGUUUUUAAAUGAAUCCAAAUGUCCUAAAUUCUUGUACGUUCGUAAUCACAAAAUAAUAUUUUGUUACUUUAAUUACUGCUGUCCAAUACUAUUCUUUUAUUUUAGUGCACUUGUAAUUUAUUCUAUCUAUUUACUUCUUGUUACAUCUCUCACAACACUUCUCAUGGGUAGUUUAUCUCGGAGAAAUGGAUUCCACUUUAUGUCGUACAAUGCGGCCGCCUAAAAUGGAAUCUCUAUAUGCGUGGUUGCGGAGAGUUUGUAAAACGAAUUCCAGUCACGUGCUAACGUGCCUUUUCCCUUGCUGCUAGCAAAAGUACAGUCGACUACAAGGUGGGGAGGGGAAAGAGGAGGGUGUAUACCGCAUUGAGUGUUGAGGAAGAAGGUCGCAAUUGCAACAGACGGACAAUUGCAGUCUAAUCUUUUGUUUCUGAAGCCAGAUUUUUUAAGAGACUUGUUAAUUAUAUUUAAGUUUCAUUUAUUGAUUAUGACAAAUUUUCUUAUGUAUUAUUUAUAUAACUGCCUUGUAUUGAAAUAAAAAUAAAAAAUAAACACAGCUGGACGAGUUAGAGAUCG
Monomorium pharaonis (pharaoh ant) is the source of this 5015-nucleotide messenger RNA. RefSeq names its product S1 RNA-binding domain-containing protein 1. Bases 1270 to 3930 code for a protein of 886 amino acids. Gene Ontology annotation, molecular function: mRNA binding; structural constituent of ribosome. The record is from RefSeq and is a predicted model, not a curated record. NCBI's taxonomy places the organism in Eukaryota, Metazoa, Arthropoda, Insecta, Hymenoptera, Formicidae. The transcript has 3 exons. Gene Ontology annotation, biological process: translation; nucleobase-containing compound metabolic process.